GAACAGAUGGAAACAGAAGCAGAGGGAGAGGACUGUGGAGGAGCAGAACCAGCCAGGAACUCAGAUCCAGAUACACAUUUACAACCAGAGACUGAUGACAAGACUGAGGAGUCUUCUGAACCAGAGACUGAUGACAGUGAUGAUUGGAAGGAGACCAGAGAACCUCAGUCAGGUUUAAACUUUCUGAAAAAUGAUCAAGUCUCUGUCAGUGAUUUGAUUGUUGGUGAGAAACCAUUUAGCUGCUCCGAGUGUGGGAAAAGAUUUGGUCACAGGGUACAUCUGACAAUUCACAUGAGAUCUCAUACAGGGGAGAAACCAUUUAGCUGCUCUGAGUGUGGGAAAAGAUAUAGUCGGAGGGGACAUCUGAAGAUUCAUAUGAGAUCUCAUACAGGAGAGAAACCAUUUAGCUGCUCUGAGUGUGGGAAAAGAUUUGGUUACAGUGGAGUUCUGAGAGACCACAUGAGAUCUCAUACAGGAGAAAAACCAUUUAGCUGCUCUGUGUGUGGGAAAAGAUGUAGUCGGAGGGAACAUCUGAAGGUUCAUAUGAGAUGUCAUACAGGAGAGAAACCAUUUAGCUGCUCUGAGUGUGGCAAAACCUUUGGUCAAAGUGGAGGUCUGAAGAUUCACAUGAGAUCUCAUACAGGAGAAAAACCAUUUAGCUGCUCUGACUGUGGAAAAAGAUUUGGUCAAAAGUUGCAUCUGUAUAAACACAUGAGAGCUCAUACAGGAGAGUUCACAUCCACUCCUGUCCCUGUGAAGAGUGACGAUGAUGAAGAGAAACCUCAGUCGGGUUUAUACUCUCUGAAAAAUGAUCACGUCCCUGUCAAUAAUUUGAUUGUUGGUGGGAAACUAUUUAGCUGCUCUGAGUGUGGGAAAAGAUUUCAACAAAAGGGACAUCUGACAGCACACAUGAGAUCUCAUACAGGGGAGAAACCAUUUGGCUGCUCUGAGUGUGGCAAAAGAUUUGGUCGUAGUGGAAGUCUGAGAGACCACAUGAGAUCUCAUACAGGAGAAAAACCAUUUAGCUGCUCUGUGUGUGGGAAAAGAUUUAGUCGGAGGGAACAUCUGAAGAUUCAUAUGAGAUCUCAUACAGGAGAGAAACCAUUUAGCUGCACUGAGUGUGGCAAAACCUUUGGUCAAAGUGGAGGUCUGAAAAUUCACAUGAGAUCUCAUACAGGAGAAAAACCAUUUAGCUGCUCUGAGUGUGGCAAAAGCUUUACUCAAAAUGGAAGUCUUAAGGAACACAUGAGAUCUCAUACAGGAGAAAAACCAUUUAGCUGCUCUGAGUGUGGCAAAAGAUUUACUCAAAAUGGAAGUCUGAAGGAACACAUGAGAGCUCAUACAGGAGAGUUCACAUCAACUCCUGUCCCUGUCAAGAGUGACGAUGAUGAAGAGAAACCUCAGUCCCCACAGCUUCAUCAAAAACAAACGCAGCAGAUGAGAACAGAAGUGGAAGGAGAGGACUGUGGAGGACCAGAACCAGCCAGGAAUUUGGAUCUGUGUAGACAUUUACAACCUGAGACUGAUGACCACACUGGAGCAUCUUCUGAACCAGAAAUUGAUGACAGUGAUGGUUGGAAGCAGACCUCAGUCGGGUUUAAACUCUCUGAAAAAUGAUCACGUCCCCGUCAAUAAUUUGAUUGAUGGGAAACUAUUUAGCUGCUCUGAGUGUGGGAAAAGAUUUGGUGAAAAGGGAAGUUUAAAGAAACACAUAAAAUAUCAUACAGAAGAGAAACCAUUCAGCUGCUUGGAGUGUGGGAAAAGAUUUGGUUACAAUAUACACAUGAAAAUUCAUGAAGAAGAAAAAUGAUUCAGCAGUUCAGUCUUAAAAAAAAAAAAACAGUGACAAGCGUGUUACAGCAUAAUACAUUUUUUGAUUGUGUUGCCUUUUUUUUAAAACACUAUGUUGUAAUUUACUUUAUUACUAUUAUUUUGAUUUUUCAUUUCCUGUUUUAUUUAUUUAGCUUAUGUAAUUAUUCUGUCAUCCCAUAGUAUUUUUUUAUGGUAUGUCUUUUAACUGUGUAUCUUUUAUUAUUGAGUUUUAGUGGGAAUAAGUUGUACUGUUCUUGUAAAAUUAA
Molecule: messenger RNA, 2078 nt
Organism: Epinephelus lanceolatus (giant grouper)
Lineage: Eukaryota; Metazoa; Chordata; Actinopteri; Perciformes; Serranidae
Source: RefSeq, a predicted model, not a curated record